AUGCCCAAUCCGUAUGCGGCGCUGGAAAGCAAUCAGAAGAAGGUCGCGCGUCGUGCCGACUCCGUAGCGGACAUCAAGAAUCUGCCGGAUCUGUUCUGUGACACGCUUCAGUCCACGCCGGUUCCCAAAAACGACUUGCUCGUGGCGGCCCGAAACGACACGGACAAUCUUCAGAGUACGAAAAGGGUGGUACUCACCGAAGAGAACCCGUACAGCGGUCUUGCGUCGCUGUCGCAGGUAAGUAUUAAUAAUAAUCUUGUAAAACUCGGGAUUUUUUACACAUUUGACUUUUGGACAUUUUAUACGAUGAACCCUGUUUGAAAAGAAAAAAUCCUAUUUUUUGCAUGAAACUUCAAAAUUUCACCAAACGUCAAUUUCACAAAUACCAUAAGGAAUCUCUGCGUAUCACAGAAUCACAUUUCCUCACCACCUUUAACCGCCUUAGUCAACAAAAUUUUCCAGCGUCCAAUGAACACCCACAGAGACGAUUCCGCCUACGAAUACAACAAGUUGCCAGUCGAGUUCCCUCCCUCUACCCCGAAUCCCUACCGUUCCAUCACGCAGGAUCCCAGUCAAAGGGUCGUGAAUGCAAAGCAACGCUACGGAGAUUCGAUCUACGAGAUCUACAAGUUGCCUCGCCAAUUUUAUUCGGCCAACCCAUACAGUUCGGACACGGAUAACUCGGAGAGUACGGACCAGAGUGUGGGCGAUGAGACGAUUUACGAGAACCAGAAGCUUCCAAACCCAUUCAAAAAUCAUAAAGGGGAAAAGAAGCAAAGAGAUGGGGCCGAGGACACCGAUGAAGAUAUCCGGAGGGUCCCGAGUUUGCCAAGACUCUCGUCGAAAGGGCGGAUUAAAAAAGACAAGUCGGUGAGUAUACCAUAGGCCUUAUACUGUCAUUAUUGACCGAUAAGAAGAGUAGCUAUAACAUAUUUUGUGACAACACUGCUACCUUUUUGGUCAACGAGAGCUCUAAAUUACAUCCACAUCUAACAAUAAUAACUUCUGUUUGCUUUCAGAACACCUAUCUGCCGGCUUCUGCCUAUGCCCCCGAAAAUCGCCGGAACUACCAAGCCUUUGAUCCCAGAAACAAUGGAUAUUCCUCCAGCGAUUCUGUGUGUUUUGGCUCUCAGGUAACAUUGAGCCUACAAUCUCAUGUGCCUACUCUUUCAGAGUAUCUCCUCAAGAGGAAAUCCGUAUCGUCGUCUUCGCAAGAGACGUCCCUUGUAUGAUGACUACAGACCAGUUAGUCGCGACUCGGACGGCGAGACUUUGGUGGACGUUCAAAACGUGCCGGAUUACUUCGAUACUAGCAAUGCUUAUGCAAUCGCCGAAAGGGACGAAACUCAACGGGUGAUCAAUCCAAAACUCCGCUCGAGCAAUUCCCAAUACGAAAUCGACGCAUUGCCGGAUGUAUUCCCACCGAGAAGACGUCGAGGAGCGAGUGUUGUAGGUCAAAUGUUUCAUCUCACGUCUGAAGAUUUCGUCUUAUAUUAUUGGCGCUUGAUUUUUCAGAGUUCCAAGUACAGCGAUGCGGAGCUCACGUACAACGAGCUGAACAACUUGCCGGACCUUUUUGAGGACAAGCCGCGCUACGUGUGCUCCAACAGCUCUUAUUUUGCUCCGCCGUUGUCUGGAGUCGGGUAUUUGCAGGGAGUUUGUCCUCAAGCUCCUGUUGCUCCGCCGGAGAAGGUAAAAAGCAUUGUUAUUCCUGUAGCCCACUUUUUUCAGGUCUACUACCCGAACUCCCGCCUGGGUUACCAGCCCAAGUAUAAUUACCAAUAUCGUCCGGCUUUCAGCGAUUCCUCGGUGGCCGAGAUCAAUGCUUUGCCGGACGUCUUCGACAUGUGCAGAAUUCAGGCUGAUGCUGCAAUGGCGGCCGCCAGAGCUGCUCAACAUGCUGCGAAUGUGGCCAGAGGGGUCUACCAAGCAUCUCAAGUAAGGAGGGAUAAAAAAGGUCAACAAAUUUUAAAAAACCCCUGUAUAGACUUGGCUUUUGGUCAUCUUCCGACCAUUGCAUGAUCAUUGUGACAACCCAUUUUCUACAAUUUCAACCAUUUUUUGACAGUUGAAACACAAUGCCAAGACUUAUCGCGAUUCCGCGGGAAAUUCAAAAAAAUAUAUGAUUAGUGCCGCAUAUUGUGUCUUUUGGGCGUUCUGGUUGUUUUCAAGUCAUUUUUCAUUGAUUUGAUAACAUAUUUUGCCAAUUUCAGCUCUCUCGUCGCGCCAAGACCCCUCCUCCCACCGAAAACCCCUACAGACACCCGCGUUCGUUGAAUGCGUCGCGCUCGGACAUCGAAGAGAUCCUCCGUUUGCCGGAUCCCUUCAAUUCAAACAAUGGAUAUCGUCACUAA
This is a messenger RNA of Bursaphelenchus xylophilus (pine wood nematode), 2354 nucleotides long. NCBI's taxonomy places the organism in Eukaryota, Metazoa, Nematoda, Chromadorea, Rhabditida, Aphelenchoididae. The record is from the annotation of a GenBank genome assembly.